CCUGUGUUUCCCGCGCACGCCAUCUCCCUCUCACCUGCUGAGUUGGGUUCGCUGGGCUUCCGUCCUUACCGUCUCUCUCGCUCCCCUCUUCUUCCUCCCUGUCCACCUCGUCCUCUCUGCCUGUGCCGGAGGGGGAUCGUCUUGCCUGUCGGCCGAUCUAUCCAUCGCUUGCUGCUGCUGAGCGAUCGGGCUCCCGUUUGUGAAGACGACGAAGAGGAGGGGGAAGCUGAAGCCGAACCGGCGAUGGCGUUGCACAGGGAAUUUCACGGGCCGGACUUCUCUAGCGAGAAAGAGAAAUGCCGAGAUUUCCUCUUGAGGUUUGCGAGUGACAAGGGAGCGGGUCGAGCGAAGUACAUGGACAUUCUUCAUCAGAUCUCGAAUCGCGCCAGUCGACGGGUGGAUAUCGAGCUCAAUGACGUGGAAGCAUUUGAGAACGGCGACAUGUUGGUGGCCAGCAUUUGCUCCAACGCCCGUCGAUACAUUUCUAUUUUCUCGGAGGCGAUCGACGAGAUAAUGCCAGAACCAACGGAGUUGCAAACGACGGAGGACGUGUUCGACGUGCUGAUGCGGCAGCGGAUGGAGGAGAAUGGCGGCAUGGAUGGCACACGCGGCAGCGGAGAGAAUCCAGCUGGCGGCGGGGCCGAUGGUUCGGCGAACCGGGACUCCGCGCAGCAGUUGCCGCCAUCCCUGCGCCGCCGGUACGAGGUGCGCAUCAAGCCUUUGACUUCCGCAAAGCCGCGAUCGCUGAGGGAAGUGAAGGCGGCCGAUAUUGGACACCUGGUGUGCAUCAAGGGUAUCGUGACGAGAGUGACGGAUGUGAAGCCGUUGAUGUCGGUCGCGACGUACACGUGCGACAUCUGCGGCUUCGAGAUCUACCAAGAGGUUACUGGUCGGACGUUCAUGCCGUUGGUAGAGUGUCCGAGCGCGCGGUGCAAGAUGAACAACAUGAAGGGGCAGCUGCAUCUACAGACACGAGGGUCUAAGUUCAUCAAGUUUCAAGAGGCGAAGAUUCAGGAAAUGGCGGAUCAAGUGCCGAAGGGGAACAUUCCAAGAUCGAUGACAGUGCACCUGAACGGUGAGUUAACGAGGCUGAUCUCUCCAGGCGAUGUAGUGGCACUGGGGGGGAUAUUUCUUCCUGCCCCCCAGGCGGGGUUUCGAGCAAUGAGGGCGGGGUUGGUGGCCGACACGUACCUCGAAACGAUGUCGAUCACGCAGUACAAGAAGAGAUAUGAGGAGUACGAGCACCAUCCGGAGGCGAGGGAGGAGGUGGAUAGGAUCGCAAGAGGGGGGGAGGUGUACAAUCGGCUCUCUAGGUCCAUAGCGCCCGAGAUCUACGGGCACGAUGACGUGAAGAAGGCGCUGUUGUUGUUGCUUGUCGGCGCGCCGUCAAGGCAGUUGAAAGAUGGGAUGAAAAUUCGUGGAGAUCUCCAUGUCUGCUUGAUGGGCGAUCCUGGAGUGGCGAAGAGUCAGCUGCUGAAGCACAUAGUCAUGGUGGCACCUCGAGGGGUGUAUACGACCGGUCGGGGGAGCAGCGGGGUCGGUCUGACGGCGGCGGUCCACCGCGACAGCGUCACGAGCGAGAUGGUUCUCGAAGGCGGCGCCCUCGUCCUCGCCGAUAUGGGGAUCUGUGCCAUCGACGAGUUCGACAAGAUGGAGGAGAGCGAUCGGACGGCUAUCCAUGAAGUGAUGGAGCAACAGACGGUGUCGAUCGCCAAGGCGGGAAUUACCACCAGUCUGAACGCGCGAACUGCAGUGCUUGCGGCGGCUAAUCCGGCCUGGGGGAGGUACGACAUGAGGAGGACGCCCGCGGAGAACAUCAACUUGCCCCCCGCGCUUCUGUCCAGGUUCGAUCUCAUGUGGCUGAUUCUGGACCAAGGGGACGAAGAUCAGGACCAGGCCAUGGCCAGGCACAUUCUGCACGUGCACCAGCACUGCGAGGCCCCGGCUCUUCAGUUCCAGCCCAUCGAACCGAACAUCCUGAGGGCUUACUUGGCGGAGGCGCGCAGGUUUAACCCCUACAUUCCCCGCGAGCUGACAGAAUACAUAGCGAGUGCCUACGCUACCCUGCGGCAGGAAGAAGCGCAGAGCGAAGUGCCGCAUUCGUACACGACGGCGAGAACUCUUCUAAGCAUCAUGCGGCUCUCCGAGGCUCUUGCCCGACUACGGUUUUCGACCACCGUUGAUCAGGCGGAUGUGGACGAAGCUCUCAGAUUGAUGCACAUGUCGAAAUUCUCUCUCUACGCAGACGAGCGGAAGAGGAGUGGCCUGGAUGCCAUAUCCGACAUCUAUGCUACCAUAAGGGACGAAGCUGCUCGACGGGACACGUUGGACGUGACUUAUGCCGACGCGCUCAACUGGAUUGCACGGAAAGGGCUCAAAGAAGCUCAACUCAAGGAAUGCUUGGAAGAGUACGCGUCCUUGAAUGUCUGGCAGAUUAACCCGACGACGCUGGAUAUCCAUUUCAUAGACAAUUAGUAGUAAUUUAUGUGCGCAUCGGAGGUCAGCAGGAUCUUCAUCACUUAAACCAAUCAAGUAGGAACCGUCCCGAUCAAUCGUUCGAUCAACUGCCAUUCGAACCAUUCGUAUCGCUGACACGCAAGCAAUGAACCAAUCAACCAAUAAUCAAUCAACUAAUCAACCAAUAAUCAAUCACCUAACCAAUAAAAUCCCAUCGGGGUAGAAAACUAAUUGAUCAAUCCAGCCGAGUCAAUCGAUCGAGCAAUCAAUCAAUCAACCAAUCAAUCGAUCAACCAAUCAAUUAAUCAACCCGUA
This is a messenger RNA of Chara braunii, 2772 nucleotides long. Lineage: Eukaryota; Viridiplantae; Streptophyta; Charophyceae; Charales; Characeae. The record is from the annotation of a GenBank genome assembly.